AUGGCAUCGACAACCACAUCAGAAGUCAAUAACACAGUGAUUAAGAAAAAGGUCAUACAGCAUUGGCAAGUAUUUUUAAGAGCACCAAAUAUGGGACACUUCAGAAAAGAUGUAGGACACCUCAGAAAAGAUGUAGGACACCUCAGAAAAGAUAUGGGACACUUCAGAAAAGAUGUAGGACACUUCAGAAAAGAUAUGGGACACUUCAGAAAAGAUACGGGACACUUCAGAAAAGAUAUGGGACACUUCAGAAAAGAUGUAGGACACUUCAGAAAAGAUGUAGAACACCUCCGAAAAGAUGUAGGACACUUCAGAAAAGAUGUAGGACACUUCAGAAAAGAUGUAGGACACCUCAGAAAAGAUGUAGGACACUUCGACUACUCGCAAAUGAUGGGAGAAAUAUGGCAGUUCAUGCUCAUAGCAUCGUGGACAGUUAUGUUGUUUUUUUACAUACACGCCAUGGAUGAAAAGUAG
This is a messenger RNA of Phycomyces blakesleeanus NRRL 1555(-), 474 nucleotides long. RefSeq lists its product as hypothetical. The transcript has 3 exons. The record is from RefSeq and is a predicted model, not a curated record. NCBI's taxonomy places the organism in Eukaryota, Fungi, Mucoromycota, Mucoromycetes, Mucorales, Phycomycetaceae. Bases 1 to 474 code for a protein of 157 amino acids.